Messenger RNA from Oncorhynchus keta (chum salmon), 794 nucleotides. RefSeq names its product multidrug and toxin extrusion protein 1-like. NCBI's taxonomy places the organism in Eukaryota, Metazoa, Chordata, Actinopteri, Salmoniformes, Salmonidae. The annotation marks the transcript as partial. The transcript has 6 exons. Gene Ontology annotation, molecular function: antiporter activity; xenobiotic transmembrane transporter activity. The record is from RefSeq and is a predicted model, not a curated record. Gene Ontology annotation, cellular component: membrane. Gene Ontology annotation, biological process: transmembrane transport.
CCCUGCUGUAGCCGACUGAGCGCUCUACAUUUUUCGUUAGUUACUCUACACUCAGACACGCCAAAGGAGCGUUCUGUAUCAACAAGAGUUUCUGAAGUUGGUUGGGCAAACCUUACAGCCGCAUAUAUCUCCUUUGCGCGCUCUCUCUUCCCCAUUAUGGAUAAUUCUAAAUCAAAUGCUGUCGCGGUUAACGUAGUGAACGGACAUUCUAAAAGUGAUGAAGCUUCGGUAACCGAAUCCACCGUAGAGUCACCUGUGUUUUGCUGCGGCUGUCUGAGGCGGAUCAGAGGCUGGAUCCCCGUGCAUUAUAAAGAAGAGAUUGGCCAAAUUCUGAAACUAACGGGACCGGUGGUUAUAUCCCAGCUGAUGAUCUUUCUGAUCAGUUUUGUCAGCACCGUGUUCUGUGGUCACCUGGGGAAGACUGAGCUGGCUGGGGUGGCACUGGCUAUAGCGGUGAUCAAUGUCACCGGCCUCUCCAUUGGCUCUGGCCUGGCAUCAGCCUGUGACACUCUCAUAUCUCAGACAUUUGGCAGUGGUAAUAUGAAUCGUGUUGGCAUGAUUCUACAAAGGGGAGUUCUGAUUCUGCUCCUGGCCUGCUUCCCCUGCUGGGCUCUCCUCAUCAACACUGAACCCAUCCUAUUGGCUGUUAAACAGAGCCCGGAGGUCGCCAGGCUCUCCCAGCUGUAUGUGAUGAUCUUCAUGCCAGCCUUGCCGGCUGCCUUCAUGUUCCUGCUGCAGGGGAAAUAUCUGCAGAAUCAGGUGCAGUGUAUUACAGCCCCAUCAUCAGAUGACAG